Molecule: messenger RNA, 1638 nt
Organism: Lichtheimia ornata
Lineage: Eukaryota; Fungi; Mucoromycota; Mucoromycetes; Mucorales; Lichtheimiaceae
Exons: 10
Coding region: 1-1638 (545 amino acids)
Cellular component (GO): nucleus
Molecular function (GO): poly(A) RNA polymerase activity; RNA binding
Source: RefSeq, a predicted model, not a curated record
AUGGUCAAAGGAAAAGUCCAUCUCGGUGUGUCGCAACCAUUAUCACUUGUCGGCCCAUCCGAGAAAGAUCGCAUGCUUGAAAAGCAGUUGGAAGCAGCAUUACAAAAACACAACAUGUACGAAUCGCGCGAGGUCUCUUUAUUAAGGGAUACUGUAUUACAAAAGUUGGAGCUUUUGACCCAGCAGUUUGUGUACAAGGCAAGCAUUCAGCUUGGCUUCACACCAGAACAAGCUCGUUUGGCAGGCGGAAAAGUGAUGACCUUCGGUAGUUGUCGAUUGGGCGUUCAAGCGGCCAACGCUGAUAUCGACGCCGUAUGUAUUUGCCCACGCCAUAUUACGCGAGAUCACUUUUUUGACGGCGUAUGUGAUAUACUUGAAAACGAACCCGAAGUAACACAAUUCACGGCUAUCAAAGAAUCCUAUGUACCAAUCAUCAAGCUCAAAUUUCUUGGUAUCCCGGUUGAUCUCUUGUGUGCAAGGAUCCCGUUGCCAACAGUGCCAAAAGAUCUCGAUAUCGACAACAAUGAAUUGCUUAUUUCGAUGAACGAGAAAGACAUACGCAGCAUCAACGGCACUCGAGUAGCAGACGCCAUUUUACAACUUGUCCCAGAUGUCGAUACGUUUCGUACAGCAGUUCGAUGCAUCAAAUUAUGGGCCAUUCGACGUGGGAUUUAUUCCAACAUUCUCGGCUUUUUGGGUGGUGUCGCAUGGGCCAUUAUGGUCGCUCGCGUUUGUCAAUUAUACCCAAAUGCAUGUGCAAGUACAGUAGCAAGCAAGGUGUUUGGUAUCAUGGUGAAUUGGCAGUGGCCACAUCCUGUACGACUAUGCGACGACAAGGAAGGUCCGUCUUUGGCUAAUCUACAAUCAUGGGAUCCAAAGAAAAACUACAUGGAUCGAGCACACAAGAUGCCCAUCAUUACACCUGCCUAUCCAACAAUGUGUGCCACUCACAACAUGACCAACUCAACAUUCAAAAUCGUCAUUGGAGAAUGUAAGCGUGCUGCACAAAUCAUGGACAAGAUUAUGGUUGGUAGUCUGCCUUGGGAAGCAUUAUUCGAGGGACAUGCCUUCUUUCGCAACUAUGAACACUUUUUGGAGAUCGUGGUGAGCAGUGACAAUGCUUCACGGCAGCUGAAGUGGACUGGUUUGGUGGAAUCACGUAUACGAGGAUUACUCAACAAGUUGGAAAGCGUGAAUGGUCUUGCAUUAGCUCAUCCUUUUAUAGAAGGCUUUGACAAUACGUACAAUUGCACAAGCUUUGACGAGGUGGAUGCUGCUACUCGAGGAGCAGGCAUCAAGACUCAAGACUCUGGACAAGGCAUGACAGUGUAUACAAGAACGUUUUAUAUAGGAUUGUAUUUCAAGCCUGUACCAGCUCGAGAACAAGUACGACUUAUCGAUAUUAGCUGGCCGAUCAGUGAUUUUCGGAGGUUUUCAAGGAGUUGGGAACAAUAUGAAGAACAACACAUGGAUGUCAUUGUACGACAUGUGAAAAGGUCGAUGCUCCCUUCCGAAGUAAGGCGGAUAUCAGUUGUCAAGCGUGCGAGCCAGACCGUAAGUGUGUCCUCAGCUUACAAGAAACCGAGGAUACAGUUCCCGGCAACGGCUCCAGCUGCAACCAUGAUACCACGAACAUGA